This is a messenger RNA of Xenopus laevis (African clawed frog), 4383 nucleotides long. It is a transcript of the gene clcn2.L, whose product is annotated as chloride voltage-gated channel 2 L homeolog. The record is from RefSeq and is a predicted model, not a curated record. Bases 253 to 2895 code for a protein of 880 amino acids. The transcript is spliced from 24 exons. NCBI's taxonomy places the organism in Eukaryota, Metazoa, Chordata, Amphibia, Anura, Pipidae.
AAGGGGCGUGUCAGGGGCGGAACUAGGGGAGGCUGUUGUGGGAGAAGACAGAAGAGAGAGACGUGGGACAGAGAAAGAGACUCGUUCAGAAUGAGAAGUAGCUGGAAGACAAACAUAUCGGGAGGGAGAGCUGGGAGCCCUACAGAGAGAAGUAGAAGGAGCUAGCAAAAGAACCCCGGGCUGGGAGAGGCUCAAGCAGCGACUACCGGCCUCAUAUCCUGGGAGAGACAGACAAGGGGCAACAGGGCAAACAUGUCCGGGAACGGGAUGGAGCAGCGAGCUCUGAAAUAUGAGCAAACGCUGAUGUAUGGCAGGUAUACACAGGACCUCGGAGUUUUUGCCAAAGAGGAGGCAGCACGUAUUCGUCAAGAAAGAGAAGAGCAACGACCUGUCAGAAAAGCUCAAAGUGUAGAACUGCGGAAGUAUGAUGAGAGUCGCUGUGCCAAGUGUAAAAUCUGCUGUGUACAUUCCCAACGGAUUGUGCUGUCCCGAGUCGGGGAGGACUGGAUUUUCCUCAUUCUCCUAGGUUUGCUUAUGGCUCUGGUGAGUUGGGCGAUGGACUUCACAAUUGCCAUUUGCCUACAAGCUCACAAGUGGAUGUAUGGUGGCUUGGACAACAAUGUGUUCCUGCAGUAUCUAGCAUGGGUCACAUAUCCCGUAGUCCUGAUCACUUUUUCUGCUGGAUUCACACAGAUCCUUGCGCCCCAAGCAGUUGGCUCCGGAAUACCAGAGAUGAAGACUAUUCUCCGUGGCGUUGUGCUGAAGGAGUACCUCACACUGAAAACCUUCAUUGCAAAAGUUGUUGGGUUGACAUGUGCACUUGGGAGUGGCUUACCGCUGGGCAAGGAGGGUCCAUUUGUUCACGUUGCCAGUAUGUGUGCUGCUCUGCUGAGCAAAUUUAUGUCUCUUUUUGGAGGAAUUUAUGAGAAUGAGUCUCGUAAUAUUGAGAUGCUUGCUGCAGCCUGUGCUGUGGGUGUUGGUUGCUGCUUUGCUGCUCCUAUCGGAGGAGUGUUGUUCAGUAUUGAAGUCACCUCUACAUUCUUUGCUGUAAGAAAUUACUGGCGUGGGUUCUUUGCUGCCACUUUCAGUGCCUUUAUUUUUCGUGUUCUUGCUGUGUGGAUUAAAGAUGAAGAAACCAUCACAGCAUUGUUCAAAACCCGUUUUCGUCUUGACUUUCCAUUUGAUCUUCAGGAGCUCCCAGCAUUUGCUGUUAUUGGGAUUGCCAGUGGUUUUGGGGGUGCUCUUUUUGUGUAUCUUAAUCGGAAGAUUGUAGAGUUUAUGCGAAAACAGAAAACUAUUAACAGGUUCCUGAUGAAAAAACGCCUGCUGUUCCCGGCAUUGGUUACACUGCUUAUGGCCACUCUGACAUUCCCACCAGGCUUUGGUCAAUUCAUGGCUGGGCAGCUAACACAGAAGGAGAUACUCGUGACCUUGUUUGAUAACAACACAUGGGCACAGCAAGGCAUCUCAGAGGACUUUGCUUACCAGGGAAUCUCCAGUGUCUGGAAACACCCAAAAGCUAAUGUCUUUGUCACUCUGGUUGUCUUUAUACUAAUGAAGUUUUGGAUGUCAGCUUUGGCCACCACCAUCCCAGUCCCAUGUGGGGCAUUCAUGCCAGUCUUUGUUAUUGGUGCUGCCUUUGGAAGGUUAGUGGGCGAGAGCAUGGCUGCAUGGUUCCCUGAUGGCAUUCAUACAGAUGGGAGUACUUAUAGAAUAGUGCCCGGGGGAUAUGCAGUAGUGGGAGCAGCUGCCCUUUCUGGUGCUGUCACACACACAGUCUCCACUGCAGUCAUUGUGUUUGAACUCACCGGCCAAAUCUCUCAUAUUCUACCUGUGAUGAUUGCAGUCAUUUUGGCUAAUGCAGUCGCUCAGAGUCUUCAGCCAUCAUUGUAUGAUAGUAUUAUCCGUAUAAAGAAAUUGCCCUACCUGCCAGAGCUGGGAUGGGGACACCAGGAGAAGUAUAAUGUAAGGGUGGAGGACAUCAUGCUGAGGAACAUCCCUUUUGUGACUCUGAAUUCUAAAUAUCGUGACCUUCAAGAGCUGCUUACAAACUGUCACCUGAAGAACUUACCUCUGGCGGAGACAGCAGAGUCUAUGAUCCUGCUGGGCUCCAUUGACCGCUCACAGUUACUGUCACUUCUGCGGUUUCAGCUCAGCUCAAAAAGGCGCCUGCAGCAACUUCGUGAGCGAGAAUCUAGUGGAAAGAAACCAACUGAGAACAGCGUGCGAUUUCAGAUAACAACCGAAGAAUCCGCAUUCUCACCGCCAAAAGGAGAGACUAGGAAGCCUUUGAAACCAGCCCUGAAACACACACUCAGCAGCUUGACUGAGCCUCCAGCAGUUGAUUCUGAAAACUCCGUAACUGCAUUGAAAAGUAUUUUCUGUGCCAGAGACUUCAAUGAACCCAUGGAGAGUGUCAAGGAACCCGAGUCUCCCUCAAAAAAAAACAAAUCCAGGUGGAAGCAUAGGCAGGGUGAAGAUUUGGAUGAGAUAGAUACUAUGACUCAAGCACAGAUCUUGGAGUGGGAAGAGCUUCAACUUGAAGAACCAAUCAAUUUUAACGACUGCAAAAUAGAUCCUGCACCAUUCCAGCUUGUGGAAAGGACAUCACUGCAUAAAGCACACACUGUUUUUUCUUUGCUUGGAAUGGACCAUGCUUAUGUAACCAGUAUAGGGAGGCUCAUUGGAAUGGUGACAUUGAGAGAGCUCCGGAAAGCCAUAGAGGGCUCGGUAACAGUGAAAGGUGCAAAAUUGCGCCCACCUUUGGCCAGCUUUAGGGACAGUGUUACAAGCAGCAGCGAUACAGAGACCACCAAUAUCAACAAACUGUGGGAGAGAAGCCGCCGACACCUACUUCCCCGUGAAUCCAGCCCAUCGGACAGCGAUGAUAAAUGACAAGGGAGCUAACUACCUGGAGUAUGCACAUGCUUCUUCCAAUUUCUCCAGAGUGAAACACUUUUUCAAUGCUUUUUGUCACUUUGGCGCUAUUCUUAGUUGAACAUUUUAGUCCAUGUCUUCCAGCACCACCCCAGCUAAAAAACUGGUGGGCAUUUCAGCGUGGGUUACUAUAUGGACGUUUAGUUUGCUCUUCAAUGUAACAGUGUCACCGUUUGUAAUGUUCAGAGCAAAUGAAUAAUGAAACUGGGCCACAGGUUCAGGCACAGUACAGUAGCACAGUCAUCUCUCUCACUCCAUUUCCUGCACUGAGAGUGAAGGGUUAACACUGCCAUUCAUUUUAGAUUUGACUAAUUAAAAUACUUUGUUAAAAAUUUAAUAAAACUGAGCCUCCAACCCCCCACUGACAUGGGAAACCAUUGUUUAGUAAAGUACACAAAGACAAAAGCCUGGGAGAAUCCAUUGUUUCACUGCUCACUUGGGGGGGUAAUGAGGACUCUUCAUCUAUACUGACAAUAUGAACCAAUGAGCACAAUGUAGAAAAAAUGCCAGUAACACUACUUAUAACCUCCCAAGAGUAAUGGGACCUAAGUCAUUCAGCACUUCCCAGAACUGUAUUUGCUAUUUAUUGCCUUGCAUUGACAUGAGAACAUAAAGAAUUUGACAUCUCUCACAGAUGUACAGAGGGACCUAUUACCUCCCACGUAUAUGGAGGAACUGCCUACCUCUUUGAGGAACUGAAUCGUUGCACCUUUCAAGAACUGCCAAUUACAGGGGUGUAUCACGACUUCAAGUAGCAAGAGAACACAAUAGAGCUGCCAUUGCAAAGUGCCACUGUUCCACUGAGCGUUUCUUUUAGUGUUACGGAGGAGAAAAAUACCUGUCCCAUGCACGUGUGGCGGCAUAAUUAAAAACAUGCAUUACUAAUUAUCACUGAUUGGAUGCAAUGCACUUUGACUGUUUUUAUAACAUUUCUGUACAUCAUCUUUAACAAUAACUGGAUUAAAUGCAAUUGUAUAAACUACUUCAUGCAGACUUUGUAACCUGCCAAAAACGUAUUUUUGAUAAUCUGCUAUAUGAACUGGAAAAUAGUGUCUGCUGCAUUAUUAACAUUAUAAAACAUUCCAAUGAAGUCCUGUAAGCGAUUAACUACAUCUGCUCACUGGAUAAUGAUUAUAAUAAUAAGCCUUUUAGGAUAUAUAUAUAUAGAGAGAGAGAGACGGAUUUAGCAGAACGUCAGGUGGUGAAUGUGUCGCAUAACAUCACCCAUAUGUAAUAAAAGACACUACGUUUGCCCAGGAGCAGCAACCCAUAGCAACCAAUAAGAUGUUUCCUUUUAAACAGGUGACUGGUAAAUUGUACUUGCUGAUUGGUUGCUAUGGGUUACUACUCCUGGGCAAACUUAGGUUAUUUAUCAAAGAGCCUAUGAGUAAGUGCCCCAACAGGCCUUUUCCUAAUGUUUCCCAAUAAACAUUUUGUAUUUUUUUA